GAGUUGCAAGCAAUAAUGGAAGCAAGUGGAGGCGGUGAUAUGCCGGUGAGUGUCGGUGCAGGGGAGCGGAGGAUGAAGAUGAAGGUGAUGGUGGCGGUUGAUGAAAGUGAUUGCAGCUUCCAUGCUCUUAAGUGGGCCCUUGACAACGUCUUAAACAACAUGACCACUACUGCAACACCAGAUGAAAAUAUUGAAGAUGGCGGCGGCAUGGUGUUCUUGGUUCAUGUUGAGCCCGCUUUCCACCCUGCUGUGUAUCCGAUUGGAACCUCGGCUUUGUAUCCUGCGUCUGCAUCGUUGGAGGAUUUGAUGAGGAAGGCCCAAAGAGAAAAAUCAACAUCCACUCUUUCACGGGCACUGCAAAUGUGCAGGGAUAACCAGAUAAAAGCAGAAAGUAUCAUUCUUACUGGAGAUGCAAGGGAAAUGAUUUGUCAGGCUGCAGAUCAGAUGCACGUUGAUCUUUUAAUCAUGGGUAGCCGUGGCCUUGGCAUGCUCAAAAGGACAUUUCUUGGAAGUGUGAGUGACUAUUGUGCACAUCAUGCAAAAACGCCGAUACUCAUUGUGAAACCACCAGAGGAUAAGGAGCACAAAAAGAAGAAGUAACAAAAUUAGCAACAAAAUCAGCGUAUAAUAUAUAUGUUUAAGCUAGCACGCCUUUGUAAUGGAUGAGUGUGGCCGGAAAUAAAUAUUUUCAUGUUGCUUUC
Messenger RNA from Lotus japonicus, 701 nucleotides. RefSeq names its product universal stress protein A-like protein. NCBI's taxonomy places the organism in Eukaryota, Viridiplantae, Streptophyta, Magnoliopsida, Fabales, Fabaceae. Bases 16 to 600 code for a protein of 194 amino acids. The transcript has 4 exons. The record is from RefSeq and is a predicted model, not a curated record.